Entrophospora candida is the source of this 792-nucleotide messenger RNA. Lineage: Eukaryota; Fungi; Glomeromycota; Glomeromycetes; Entrophosporales; Entrophosporaceae. The record is from the annotation of a GenBank genome assembly.
AUGAGUCAAUAUAAAUUUGAAACUUUAAAAGUAAAUUUUCCUUUGGAGAAUGUUAUUCAUGUGGAAUUAUCACGACCUUCUAAACUUAAUGCCAUUAAUAAUCUUACUUGGAUUGAAAUUGGUAAAUGUUUUUCAACUAUAAAGACGGAUCCAGAUAUUAGAGCUGUGGUUAUAUCAGGAGCAGGAAAAUUAUUUACUGCAGGAAUUGAUGUUAACAGCUUGGGAUCAACUUUAACGAUAGAUAAACCAGAUGCUGCUAGAAAAGCAAUUACAACACGUAAUACACUAUUGUUAUUUCAAGAAUCAAUAACUGCGAUAGAAACUUGUUAUAAGCCUGUUAUUGCAGCAAUUCAUAAUGCAUGUAUUGGAAUAGGUGUUACUUUGAUCACAGCUUGUGAUAUUAGAUAUUGUUCACAAGAUGCAUUUUUCAAUGAGGUUGAUUUAGGUUUGGCAGCAGAUGUUGGAACAUUACAACGUCUUCCAAAAGUUAUUGCAAAUGAUAGUCUAGUCAGAGAAUUAUGUUAUACUUGUCGAAAUAUGUUUGCAGAUGAAGCACUUUCAGCUGGUUUAGUGAAUAAAGAAGCAAUGAACGUUGCAAAAACCAUUGCGUCAAAGUCACCAGUUGCGAUAAUGAGUACAAAACAUCUUUUAAACUAUUCACGUGAUCAUUCUGUUGCUGAAGGUCUUGAAUACACCUCGGUAUGGAAUGGUUCAAUGCUUGAUACUAAAGAUGUGACUGACUCUAUUAAUGGUUUUAUGACAAAAACCAAACCAAUCUAUUCAAAACUUUGA